CGAUAGAAUAUAACUACUACUUCCAAACUAUAUAUUGUCAAUGGACACGAGUGAGAGCAUUGUUGUAAAUGAAGAUGGCAGCAACAUAGAUCAUGCUAUGAGCAAUGAUAUGAUGGAUUUGAGCAAUGUGAGGGUUCUGCUUUGUGACACUGAUGUUGAGAGUUGCCACGAAGUGUUAGCCCUUCUUAAGAAAUGUUGUUAUCAGGUUAUUCCAGUGUGUUCAGCAGCAGAUGCAUUAGAUGCACUGAACUCUCAGGGGCAUUGUAUAGAUAUCGUACUUGCUGAAGCCUCCCUUCUUAUUUCCAAUGGUGCCAAGAUUUUCAAUUUCAUCAAGCUGGACGUCAAUAUAAAACACAUUCCGGUGAUCAUGAUGUUGGAUGAGGACGAGAUCCCUCUCGUCUUGAAGGGUUUGAUGCUUGGAGCAACAGAUUAUCUAGUCAAACCGUUGAGCAGUAAUGAGCUAAUGAAGCUCUGGACUCACACGAAGAGAAAAGGCUCACAGUUAGUAUAUUAAUGAGAUUCUGUUACUGAUGUUAAUGUGUUGUUAUUACUUAAGCAUAAUAAUCCAAUGUUGAUUAUAAAGGACAUUGUCUGUUGCUUUUGAUUAAUGCUUAUUCUUUCUUGCUCUGA
This is a messenger RNA of Capsicum annuum, 630 nucleotides long. Its product is annotated as two-component response regulator-like APRR1. The transcript is spliced from 3 exons. Bases 41 to 514 code for a protein of 157 amino acids. Lineage: Eukaryota; Viridiplantae; Streptophyta; Magnoliopsida; Solanales; Solanaceae. The record is from RefSeq and is a predicted model, not a curated record. Gene Ontology annotation, biological process: phosphorelay signal transduction system; cytokinin-activated signaling pathway.